AUGGAUUAAAUAAACAAUAAAUUUGAAGAAUUGCAUUCGCUUAAGAGAUUUAAUGCUUUGGAUUGUAAUUCUAUACUUAUUCUAAUAAGGAAAAAGGAAGUGUUAAUAACACUAGGAUAGAUAUUGAGAUUAUGUGAAAAUCUACUUAAUAAAGUUAUAGAUUUAUAACAAUAUAAAUUAGAUCAUUAUUAUUUAAUAUCUAAUAGAAUAUGGUUAAAACUUACUUAAAAUAAUAAACUACUCACUAUUGCUCAUGAAGACAUUGAAUAUUAAAUUGUAUUUACAGGCUUUUAAUGUCCAAUCUUUGAGAAUUAAUAAAAUAAAUAGUCGGCCUCUACUUCUAUUAUACAAAUAAUGAUAUAAAUAAUUAAUGUCUUUGAAACAAACUUUCAUCAGUUUUGAUACAUUUAAUAUUUGAAUUAAUCAAUUUUUCACAUUCUAUAUCAGCAAAAGGAUAUUUAUUAAGCAUAAAAUUGGAUAAGACAAUUAUAUUGAAUAUAUUAUUCUCAUUAUAAUUAUAACGAUUAUUGUAUGGAGUUUCUAAAAUAAAAUAAAUAUCGAAAAAACUAUGGAAUAUGGGAUAUCAAAACUAUUUUAUACAAUUUUGCAUCAUUUUAAUUUUCAUGAAGGUUUUUUUAAAGAGGAUGUGAUUUUAGGAUUAAUAUCAAUAAUUGGUGAAAGUAUAAAUAAUAUCUAAUUUAGUUGGCAUUUAAUAAUUUAUUAUGUUUGGUUGUAUUUCUCCCCAAGGAUGA
Messenger RNA from Paramecium pentaurelia, 752 nucleotides. Lineage: Eukaryota; Ciliophora; Oligohymenophorea; Peniculida; Parameciidae. The record is from the annotation of a GenBank genome assembly.